GAAGAAAAUCAGAAGAGGAAGGGUUGGAAGACAAUGGGCUGGAAGAAAACUCCAGAGAUGGGCAGGAGGAUAUUGAAGCAAGCCUGGAUACCUUACAAGACAUUGACAUGAUGGAUAUUAGUGUGUUAGAUGAGGCUGAAAUAGACAACAGCAGUGCUGUGGACUGUGGGGAAGACUAUAGUCCUGAUAACAUUCUGGAUUCACUGUCUGAUAAUAAAGACAAUGUUGAUGCUGAAAUGAAAGAACUCCCAGAUCAGCUAACAGAAAAUGAGGAAGAUUAUGAUGAAAUUGAAAACAAUGUAGAUUCCUCUUCUGAUUUAAUUGAAAUGAAGAAAAUGGAGAAACUACACUUGGAGCCAGGUACUGUUAAAGAAAAGCAUAUUCCUGUCUUUUCAACUAAUGCUUUUUAAACCAUUAACUGUUUAAAACAAACAAACAAACAUAGAGUUUGCGUUAUUCUUAUGAUGGACAACCCAGAUCGUGCAGGGUCAUAGAGAUUGGAAACCCAAUCAUAUCCCCAGAUCUGUCAAGUGAUGCUUGUCAUCUCUGAAAUAUUUUCAGUGAUAUGAAAUGGUUUAAAAACCUGUUAAGCUACAUAGAUGGAUGUAGAGAAGGUAAUGACAGUUUAAGAGCUAAGCAAUCUGCCUCUAAACAGAUCUUGUGAUAUCGCACACACCUUAACUCCUUAGCGAGUAGGGAGCAGUGACAGCAGUAAAAAGACAUUGUAGGGCAUUAGAAUGUAAAGCUUAGUUACUGGAUACAGAAGAAAGAAGAGAGUUUCUUCAUGGAAAUUUCAUACAGAUACUUUUCACUUUGUGGACUGCAAACACACUCAUGCACCAUCAGAAGAAGCCCAGGUUUCAUGUUGGACUGUCUGCUAAAAGAAUGUCACAGAGAUUUAAAAAUUGAACCCUCAGUGCUUUGCUAUGUUCAGUUAAGCGUCUCGGACUGUGGAAGCUAACUAGAGAAGAAACAGCUGAACGAUUUCGUGAAGAAUAUCAAGGAUGAGCCAGAAGGUUUUGUUAAAUCUGUGGGGGAUUUUUCUUCCCUGUUAACGUGUGAGGGCUGAUGCA
Messenger RNA from Lagopus leucura (white-tailed ptarmigan), 1073 nucleotides. RefSeq names its product scaffold attachment factor B1-like. The annotation marks the transcript as partial. Gene Ontology annotation, cellular component: nucleus. The transcript is spliced from 4 exons. The record is from RefSeq and is a predicted model, not a curated record. NCBI's taxonomy places the organism in Eukaryota, Metazoa, Chordata, Aves, Galliformes, Phasianidae. Gene Ontology annotation, molecular function: sequence-specific DNA binding. Gene Ontology annotation, biological process: regulation of mRNA processing; regulation of transcription by RNA polymerase II.